AUGCCCGAUCACUCAGAAAAGCGCGGGAACGGGCGCGGUCAGGGUCGCGGAGGCCAGGGUCGUGAUGUCCAGGUCUCCAAAGCACUGAGCUUGCUGUUGCGCCAUGCCGCCGAGAAAGAAGGACUGAAGAUGAAUGCGCAAGGCUACGCAAGUGUCACCGACGUGCUGCAAUGGAGGAAACUGAAGUCUCUGAAAGUGACCUUCCCCGAGAUUCUACAUGCCGUCGACUCGUCCGACAAAAAGCGCUUCGCCCUUCUGUACAUUCCAUCCGUCCAGCCCACCGAAUCCACAACCCAGGCAACAACAGUCCCAUCAACAACCCCCGACGCAGAGCAUGAAGCCGGAAAGGUCGCGGGCGCAGACCAGCCCACGACAUCUGUCCUGGAGUCUGCCCCGGCUACGAGCGAAGCCCAGCAAUCCGCAACCGACCACGCGCUCGCAGUGAAAGACACCAAUCCCGCGAAUUUCUUGAUUCGCGCUACCCAAGGACAUAGCAUCAAAACCGUGGAAGCAGCAUCUUUCCUUGAACCGCUUUCAUUGUCGGACGAGUCGAAAAUACCAGACACUGUGGUCCACGGCACGUUCCACUCUACUUGGCCAGUGAUUCUACAAUCUGGAGGACUACGCUGUAUGGGCCGCAACCACAUUCACUUUGCGACUGGCCCAUCGCUGGAAUCUGUACUUGCUGUUCAUGAUGGUGAUGCCGCGCAGGGGAAAUCCAAGCCUGAUGACUCCCGCGUGAUUUCGGGAAUGCGUCGCGAUGCACAGGUGCUCAUAUACAUUGAUGUCCGCAAAGCACUCGCUGCGGGAAUUCCAUUCUGGCGCAGUGAGAAUGGAGUUAUCCUCAGCGAGGGCAUUCCCGUGAGUCAAAGUGGGCAAACGGAUAAGGGCGAAGACCAGAAGUUCGUGUCGCUGGACUACUUUGAUGUUGUCGCGGAGCGCAAGAUUGGCUUGGGCAAGCUCUGGGAACGCGGAGAGGUCCUCCAGGAGCUUCCAGAGAAUCUCACGAACAAGGGCAAUCCUAAGGGUAACCCCAAGGGUCGGCGAUGA
Penicillium olsonii is the source of this 1050-nucleotide messenger RNA. The record is from the annotation of a GenBank genome assembly. Lineage: Eukaryota; Fungi; Ascomycota; Eurotiomycetes; Eurotiales; Aspergillaceae.